Molecule: messenger RNA, 1521 nt
Organism: Erigeron canadensis
Lineage: Eukaryota; Viridiplantae; Streptophyta; Magnoliopsida; Asterales; Asteraceae
Product: trihelix transcription factor GT-4-like
Exons: 5
Coding region: 69-1259 (396 amino acids)
Source: RefSeq, a predicted model, not a curated record
CAAAAAUUCAUUCUUUCCUUUUUCCUUCACCAACUCUUAUCCAAAAAUCUUUACUUACAAAUCAUCAAAUGUAUCUAUCUUCCGAAGAAUCACAACCCCAAAUCGAUUUCUACCAACCACCCAACAACACAAACAUGUUACUCAAACAACAACAACAACAAAUGUUAAUUAUGUCUGAAACCAACAACAAUAACAACAGUAGUGGUCGGUCAUCCGAUCAACAUCAACAAAAUCUAAGAGGAGGACCUAAAAAACGAGCUGAAACUUGGAUACAAGAAGAAACCCGGAUAUUAAUAAGUCUCAGACGUGAAAUUGAUCGCCUUUUUAACGCCUCAAAAUCGAACAAACAUUUAUGGCAACAGAUUUCUGCUAAAAUGAAAGAUAAGGGUUUUGAUAGAUCACCCGCUAUGUGUACGGACAAAUGGAGGAAUUUGUUGAAGGAUUAUAAGAAAGUCAAGUAUGAAUUUGGUGGUAAUACUAAUAAUAAUAAUAAUAAUAAAAUGUUGUAUUAUCAAGAUUUGGAUGAUUUGCUUAGAAAUAGAGUUACAAGUAAUUGUGCUAGUAGUUAUAGUAAGGGCGGCGGUAGUGGUGUAUCGUCUCCUCCUAGUUGUUCUAAGCUCGAUUCGUUUAUUCAGUUUUCGGAUAAAGGGCUAGAGGAUGCCGGUAUGCCGUUUGGACCUAUGGAAGAUAAUGACCAGUCAACAGUGAAUCUUGAAACGCCUUUGGAUAAUGGUGGUGAUCCUCUUGUCAUCACUACAGAUGAAGCAGUUGCUGCACAUGGUGUCCCCCCUUGGAACUGGAGAGAAAACCCUGGAAAUGGUGCUGAAGGUCAGUCGUCUUAUGGGAGGAUAAUAACUGUGAAAUAUGGAGAGUACACAAGAAGGAUUGGUGUUGAUGGAUCAGCAAAAGCAAUAAAAGAGGCAAUAAAAUCUGCUUUUGGCUUAAGAUCAAAACGGGCAUUUUGGUUGGAAGAUGAAGAGAGUAUCAUCCAUGCACUAGACCGGAGCAUGCCUGUGGGGACUUACAAUCUUCACCUAGAUGAAGGAGUCUCUAUAAAGAUCUGCCACUACGAUGAAUCCGGACGUACAGCAGUUCGUACUGAAGACAAAACCUUUUAUACAGAGGAGGAUUUACACGAGUUUCUGAUUCGUCGCGGGUUGUCAGGCUUAAGAGAGAUAAAUGGGUAUCGAAGUGUUAACAAUGUGGAUGAUUUACGUCUCGGUGCCGUUUAUCAAGGUCUGAGACUCAUAAAGGACUAGAAAUCAUUUGUUGCCAUCUAUUUUUUGGGGUUACAUUGAGAAAUAAAGUUAAGUAGACAACCGAAGAUGGCUUCCUUUUCUAUCAUUCAGUGUAGCUUGAAGCCCUGGAUCUCUAGGAACUUUUUGACAUGUAUUUUGUGUUGUACAGAACUACAGAUUUAGGAGUAACUUUUGUUAGCAUAAGAUCUUCGCAAUUGAUUGGCAAUGACGAAUGUGGAGUUGUUAUUUAACCCUACAUAUUAAAAAAGAUGUUAACGAGGAA